UCACGACUUUAAUUCUCUUUACACUUUUUCGUUUCCCACUAAAGCUUUGUAGAUCGCCGGACUGACGGCCGAUGGACGACAAGGCUCAGGUUUAGUUUAAUUUCUUUGUUAAACCUUAAUGUCUCAGAUGUUCAAACAUGGAGUAAUCGUGAAAGUCGUAGAGUUUCAUUUAUGAGAGCUGCAGAACCAACACAAAGGGCAUAUGCAGCUGCUGGCAGCAGAACAACCAAGCGCUCAUUCAAUGAUGAGCAUCCCUUCAUGAAAAUAAAACCUCAAAUUCUGGGUUAACAUCCUUCCUCCUCCACCACCAACCCACCAGAGGAGUGAAAAACCCUCAAAACCACCGCUAGAGAGAGGAAAGAUCAGCAGAGAGGGUCUUGUAAUUUGGGGUUUUUGCUCCGAGUGAUUGACGCUUUGGAGGGGGUUUUGCAAUGGUGGAGGGUGAUGAGAAGAAGGGUUUCUGCGGCUUCGAUGAAGGAGGGACAGUGGACUGCGCGCAGGAUGCCCGACUGUUGCUUUCUGUGAGAAGCAGCGGCAGAGGACACAACAUAGAGAAAUACAAGAAACAAAAAUUCCGCCGGUAUGCACACAGCGGUCAUGGAAAUGACCAUAUUAUGUUGGCCUGCUGGUUGGUGGUAGUUGGUGAAGAGCCCCCAGCUAAUGAAUCCGCUGCUCUAGAGAACCAGGUCCAGCUUCUGCAGAUCAGGGACCCCCUACCAACCAAGGCGUCGCUCCAAUGGAUAUCUGAUGAUGCCAUCUUAUGGUUAAAGAAAUGAUUCUCGUGUUUUGAAACUUCCAACACCAUGAUCUACUGAACAGAAUUGUUGGUAGUAUUUGGGUGCUUGUUUUUAUGAGCAGCAAUCAGAUUGUACUUCUUCAGUGAAAUUAUUUUAGUUUAUCCUUUUGUGCCUUGCCUUAUAUUAUUUUGUUUGAACACUGUAGGGCGCUCUUUUUAUUCGUGUUGGAAUAUAAUGAUGAAUUUUCCUUGUUGGGAACCAA
Sesamum indicum (sesame) is the source of this 999-nucleotide messenger RNA. RefSeq lists its product as uncharacterized. NCBI's taxonomy places the organism in Eukaryota, Viridiplantae, Streptophyta, Magnoliopsida, Lamiales, Pedaliaceae. The record is from RefSeq and is a predicted model, not a curated record.